Molecule: messenger RNA, 980 nt
Organism: Varanus komodoensis (Komodo dragon)
Lineage: Eukaryota; Metazoa; Chordata; Lepidosauria; Squamata; Varanidae
Product: histone H1-like
Exons: 1
Coding region: 8-517 (169 amino acids)
Biological process (GO): nucleosome assembly
Cellular component (GO): nucleosome
Molecular function (GO): structural constituent of chromatin; DNA binding
Source: RefSeq, a predicted model, not a curated record
UGGCAGAAUGGCCCACGGACAGCGGCGGGGAAGCUCGGCUUCGGCGGGACCUUCAAGCACGGGCUCUUCUGAGCUGGGGAAAAGGAAGAACCGUCUUUCUGGUUCGCUGUCUCAUCUUAUUCUUCAGACCCUCGAAGCCCAAAAUCUGUCGCGAAAAGGUUUGUCGCUGGCAGCGCUCAAGAAGUUGCUCGCUGAAGCUGGGUACAAUGUAAGGAGGAAUAACAGCCGCCUGAAAAGGGAGCUGCACAACUUGGUUUCUAGCGGAUUAUUGGUCCGCGUAAGUGGCAGCGGCGCGUCGGGCUCCUUCAAGCGCAGCAGCAGUCGGGAGAGAAAGGCCACGGGCAAAUCGCAAAAGGGGAAACGCAAAAAAGCGGCGGGCAACAAAGAGCCCACAAAGAAACCCAGGAAGACGCAGUCAGCGGUUAAUAAGCCCAAAGGUCUCCAGAGCAGAACAUCAGCUGCUCUCGGUAGGAAACGCCUGCUCAACAAGCAUCCCUCAGCGGAGCGUGUCUGCUAACCAACCUCCUCCCUUCGCCGUCACCAAAAGGCUCUUUUAAGAGCCACUCACGACUUUGGGGAAGGGCUGGCGCAUUAGCGAAGGCCCACACCUUUUCUCCAUCCGAGGCUUCUACAAUCUAAUACUUAAAAAAAUCUUUUGAAAUUCGAGUAUUCCUCCGGAUCUUUACAUUGUUUGACUAAGUUUAGUUAAGCGUGUUGCAUGCCAUAUACGCUGGUGUACGUUCACUGAGCUGGGUGGUAAUAAUACUGACCAGUAAUUUUACAAGUCUCGUGGAAUAUUAGAAUUAAGAAAUGAAAAUUACCGUUUUGAUUUUAAACUAUUUCAAAAGAAAAUCAUGCUUUCUUCCGUUGAGGCAAAUGACACAAAAGUUCCUAUGGCUCGAUUCUUACCGUUUAUUUUUUUUCCACUGGUUACACAUUCUUUGAAACUGCAAACUUGAAUAAAAAUAAGCCUCAAUUAA